GUUAUUUGGACGCCUUCUCUCCCUCUUUCCGCUCUAUCCAAACAGAAGAGAAGAAAGGAAAGGAUACAAAAAAUGCCUUUGUCUCUACUGAUGCCGACGUCUCCCAUUUUCUCGCAAAAGAAGCUCCCUUCAAUAUACUGCAAAUCGGAGGGUUCAUCUUUCCAUUCAUCUCCUCGGAUCAACGGCUCUCACGCGCCGUCGUACCCUUUAUCCGUUUCGCUAUCACCCACCAAAUCGCCUUGUCAACUCCCGUCGGCCUCCUUGAUGACAUCGCAAUCGCCGUCUUCGCCGUUGAAAUAUCCGUUGUCGAUUUGCGUCCCGAAGAUACAGCUACCGUUCGUAGCCGAUACGAAGCCGUAUUUGGUGAAGGGGAAGAGGCCGGGGAGAAUAGAGAUACCGACGUUAAUGGCGGUUCAGCUGGGAUUAUCGGCGGGGACGCCUAGAGGAGAUGAGGAGGUGCGGGUGGAAGCGGAAGGAUAUUCUGUUUAUUGUAAGAGAGGGAGAAGAGGGAAAAUGGAAGACCGUUACUCUGCUGCCGUUGAUCUUGACGGAGAUCCCAAACAGGCUUUCUUUGGUGUUUAUGAUGGGCAUGGAGGUUCAAGGGCUGCUGAAUUCGUGUCAAAGAAUUUGGAUAAGAAGGUAAUGGCAGAGGUAUCAAAAACAGGUGAAGAUGCCGCUAUUGAUCAUGCAAUUAGAGAGGCAUAUUUAACCACCGAUACGGAUGUGCUCAAGGAAGAUCUGAGUGGUGGUACGUGCUGUGUUACGGUAAUGAUUCGUAAAGGCAAUCUUUUCGUAUCGAAUGCAGGCGAUUGUCGCGCCGUUUUGAGCCGAAACGGUGUAGCCGAGGCUCUAACGUCCGAUCAUCAUCCUUCGAGGCAAGACGAGAGAGACAGAAUUGAAGCUUUGGGUGGCUAUGUGGAUCGUUGCCACGGUGUUUGGAGAAUUCAAGGUUCUUUAGCUGUUUCAAGAUCAAUUGGUGAUAAACAUCUUAAACAAUGGGUAAUAGCCGAACCCGAAACGAAGAUGUUGGAAAUUAACUCCGAGUUCGAGUUUUUGAUCCUUGCCUCGGAUGGUCUUUGGAAUAAGGUUACGAAUCAAGAGGCGAUCGAUUUCGUUCGCCCUUUCUGCGUCGGCCUCGACAAUCCUAAUCCUUUCCCGGCUUGUAAGAAGCUGGUUGAAUUGUCAUCAUGGAGAGGCUCAUUCGACGACAUCAGUGUGAUGAUAAUUCCGCUACAACAUUUCGCUUCUUAACUCAUUGAGGAGAAAAACAAUCCGAUAAAAUUCGAUAGUCCGGGAACCGGAAUCGAAUCUCUCACCGUAACAGAAAGCUAGAAGAGAUCUCCUAGACCAGUUACAGCACUUUGGAAAUAUACUUCAUCCAUUUAUCCUACAUAAAACUACAGGAACCAGUGGCUC
Molecule: messenger RNA, 1416 nt
Organism: Hibiscus syriacus
Lineage: Eukaryota; Viridiplantae; Streptophyta; Magnoliopsida; Malvales; Malvaceae
Product: probable protein phosphatase 2C 25
Exons: 4
Coding region: 73-1251 (392 amino acids)
Biological process (GO): protein dephosphorylation
Molecular function (GO): cation binding; protein serine/threonine phosphatase activity
Source: RefSeq, a predicted model, not a curated record